AUGCACGCCAAAAUUGCUGCCCUUCUUCUCCCGGUCCUCGCUGCGGCCAACCCUGUCCCUCAGACUACUGCUGGUGACGCUCCUUCUCCAGAGCAAAUCACUAUCGUUGACACGUCGUACUCCGGUAACGGCUGCCCUCAAGGCUCCGUUUCUACCAGUACCUCGACCGACAAGACUGUCGUAACUUACGGAUUUGAUCAAUUCCAGACCUACAUUGGUCCUGAUACUACGCCAGCAGACCGUAGCAAGAACUGCCAGCUCCACCUCAACCUCAAGUACCCGGGAGGCUUCCAAUACGCCGUCGUAGAUGCCACCUACCACGGAUGGGCGCGUCUCGACGAAGGCGUGACCGGAAGCUUCAUCACAACCUACUACUUCUCCCAGGAUGCCGGCAAGACGCAAACUACGCGCAUGACAGCCGUUGGCGGCGGCGCCCUCGUCAACGGUCAAGUCUACACCAAGCAAGACAGUGUGGAGACGACUGCGACUAUCUGGUCGCCCUGUGGCCAGAACGGCAUCCUUAACAUCAACAACAGGAUUGCGCUUACGAACAAGAAGCCUGGUCAGGCGGGUGAGAUGAGCAACGAUGAUGCUACCGUUGCUUUCACCCAACAGCUUCAUGUUGCGUGGAGGAAGUGCACGCCCGGAUCUGGAUCUGGUUCUGGUGGCGCUGAUACGAUUGGAAUUAACAACCCGAGCUCGGAGACUACCUUUGGUCAGUAG
This is a messenger RNA of Alternaria atra, 723 nucleotides long. RefSeq lists its product as uncharacterized. NCBI's taxonomy places the organism in Eukaryota, Fungi, Ascomycota, Dothideomycetes, Pleosporales, Pleosporaceae. The transcript has 3 exons. The coding region runs from base 1 to 723 and encodes 240 amino acids. The record is from RefSeq and is a predicted model, not a curated record.